AUGGUGCUCGACGGGACAAAGAUUCUUGCGUGGCUUGAAAAGCAGACACUUGAGGAGCAGAAACUCGACAAGCAAGAAACUCUGGAUAGGAUUCAAGAAUGGCUUACCCAAGAUGAUGAUGCCGCCGAGACGAGGAGCUUACUUAGCCGUCUGUGUGAAGAAUGCAUAAGGGUAACGAAAUGUGCCUUCAGGAACAUGAACAAGGACAAGCGCCUACCAAGCGUCGUGUAUCGGCGUCUGGAGCGGAGCGGUUGCUCCUUCAUCUUGUGGGCUGAUGGGCAUGGAGUCGUAGAUGGCAGGUUGGAUGAAGCUUGCCAGAAGUCGCGGAUGCUUCAAAGAAUCUUGCUGAAGCUUCUCACAGACAUUGGAAAAACACUAUCAAACAAGCUGGCACCACUAUUGACGGAAAACAAAGAUGAUGCCCAUGAGCAGACCAAGUCCCUGAAGGAUCUACUUGUGGAAGCAAAGGGAGAACUGCAACGCAAUGAUGAUGAAUCCGAAAGCGACGAAAGCGAGAGCGGCACAUCUUCAGCUUCUGAGUCAACUGACUGGGAGGAGAUCGCAGAUGACAUGUGGAUCGAGGUCGAGUGUCUCCUUGACCUUGAAUCUCUCAUAGAAUCACCGUUCAUGACUUUUCAGAGGACGAAAAGUAUCGACCCUUCUGCCGAAAACUCUCAACCGGGCAUAGGGUGCCAGUACUAUUCAGACCAUAUUCGCUAUCGAUUUCCGGAUGCCGAGCUUGAGCUUGUGGAUCGUCUUGGCAGAGCCAGCUGGAAUCGUUUCUUGAGAGUUCAGGAGAGCAAGAAAACCACAGAAAAUGACAUCAAAACUGAGGAUGGAGGUACUCUUCCUCCUCAGACGGAAAAGGGUACGCACUUCCAUGACUCAGGUUUGGGAACAUCACUCGCCACUCGAUCUGCAUACGCCGAAACCGCGAUGUCCUACAAGCAAAAGAACCAAAACUCCACGUCGGUCAAGAUACCUCCAAUGCCGACAAACGCUGGCAACGCCUUUGAAUGUUCCAUUUGUGGGCGUCAAGUCAAGUUUCCGAAUAAUUCCGCUUGGAAACGACACGUUUUUAGCGACUUGCGGCCCUGGAUCUGCCACAGUACUUCUUGUCUAUACGGCAUUGAGCCUUUCCAGUCACGUGAAGACUGGAUUCAACAUCUUACCUUGGAACAUGGCUUCGCGGACCAAGAAAGCUCAACUCAAUGCCCCCUGUGUCUAGAGUUCACGGGUGGUAAGAAAAAUGAGAAUUUGAAUCACAUAUCAAGCCAUUUGGAGGAAAUAUCUCUUUCGGUUUUGCCUAGUGCGUACGUAGGCUCGGAAUGCGAGUCUGAAAGCGACUCUUCUGGUGCCAUACCAACUUCGAUUCGAGCUGCAGGCCCAAGUACGGCUGAGGCUUCAGAGGGAAACGCCCUGGCCGCAUCAGCAUACUGGAGUCAAUAUCGCCCGUACCUCCCAUCAUGGUAUCAGACACCAUACUUGGUCGUCAACACCAGCAAGACUUGCCUCCCAUUGGCUUGA
Molecule: messenger RNA, 1527 nt
Organism: Colletotrichum gloeosporioides
Lineage: Eukaryota; Fungi; Ascomycota; Sordariomycetes; Glomerellales; Glomerellaceae
Exons: 4
Coding region: 1-1527 (508 amino acids)
Source: RefSeq, a predicted model, not a curated record